Molecule: messenger RNA, 4899 nt
Organism: Scomber scombrus (Atlantic mackerel)
Lineage: Eukaryota; Metazoa; Chordata; Actinopteri; Scombriformes; Scombridae
Gene: adamts12
Product: ADAM metallopeptidase with thrombospondin type 1 motif, 12
Exons: 24
Biological process (GO): extracellular matrix organization; proteolysis
Cellular component (GO): extracellular matrix
Molecular function (GO): metalloendopeptidase activity
Source: RefSeq, a predicted model, not a curated record
AUGCGAUGUUCUCAGGAGUACCCGGUUCUUUUUCUGCUACACUUUGUUUUCAUUUUGGCAGCCGGCCACAGAGAGCUCUCCGACUCUGGCAGACUUCUCUCCCUCUUUGCAGAACAAGGGCAGUUGUCCCAGCCAGAGUCAGAUCUGUCUGUUGUCCACCCAACGAAGACCAACCCUGAUGGAGAGUUCGUAUCCCACUCUCUGUCCCAUCACUUCACGGGUGGGCGAGUCAGGCGUGACCUACGACCCUUCGGUUUGGAGGGACAGGUUUACUACAAAGUCAACUACAAGGGUCAUGCUUUAAUGUUCAAUUUGACUGCAAACAAUCACCUGGUUUCGAAUGACUACAUCCUGGAGAGGCGGAACGGCAGCGCCAACAGCACUGAGCAUCAUCUCUCUGAGGGGAAUUCUUGCCACCUCAUUGGCACUGUGGCAGCCUCUGAUGUACAAGGAACCGCUGCAGUCAGUACAUGUAAAGGACUGAGAGGCUUCUUCUCCCUGCCAGAGGGACACUAUUUUAUUGAGCCGGUCCAGAAAUAUCCUGGGGAUCCUGUGGGAACUCCAGAGCCCCACAUCAUCUACUCAAGAGCUACCACAGAAACUCACAGAAAAAAACGCAGCUCUGAGGUCAAAGAGACACCCAACCAUUGUGGAUUUCAAGGUGUGUAUUUGAUUCUUUAAGCAUUAGUGCAUGUUCCUGCAAAUGCUUCAAGUGACUCUGUCCAGGUGGAGAGGGAGAGAGAGGAAUGGGAGAGGGAGCAGCAUAUGGGGGAGGAACAGGCGCAGUCCCGCUCACAGAGGUCAGUCAGCAAAGAGCGGUGGGUGGAGACCAUGGUGGUGGCUGACGCGAAACUCAUCGAAUAUCACGGCAGCGAUAAUGUGGAGUCCUACAUCUUUACAAUCAUGAACAUGGUCGCUGGGAUCUUUCAUGAUGCCAGUAUUGGAAAUGCCAUCCACGUCAUCCUGGUUCGCCUGAUUCUGCUACAAGGAGAAGAAAAAGGGUUGAAGAUUGAUCAUAAUGCAGAUACAACUUUGGCCAGUUUCUGUGCCUGGCAGAAAAACUUAAAUCCCCAGAGUGACACGCAUCCUGCUCAUCAUGACGUAGCUGUGCUGGUCACCAGGAAAGACAUAUGUGCUGGGAUGAACCAGCCCUGUGAGACCCUGGGUCUGUCUCAUUUGUCUGGGAUGUGCCAACCACAUCGCAGCUGCAACAUCAAUGAAGACUCAGGCUUACCUGUCGCCUUCACCGUCGCUCAUGAAAUGGGUCACAGCUUUGGAAUUCAUCACGACGGCCAGGGAAAUGACUGUGAGCUGGAGGGGAGGCACCCGUUUAUCAUGUCCAGACAGUUGAUGUACGACAGCUCGCCUCUCACUUGGUCCUCCUGCUCCAAGGAAUAUAUCACACGUUUCCUUGAUCGUGGUUGGGGUUUCUGUCUGGAUGACCGCCCUUCCAAGAGGGACCUAACCACCCCGUUGGCACGCCUCGGUGUCCGCUACACCACACACCACCAGUGCCAGCUCCAGUAUGGCCCAAACGCUACCUUCUGCAAUGAGGUUGAUAACAUUUGCCAGAUUCUUUGGUGUUCAGUGAACGGCUCUUGCAGGUCUAAGUUGGACUCGCCUAUUGAUGGCACUCGCUGUGGACCAGGGAAGUGGUGUAUCUCCGGAGAAUGUGUGAUAGUGGGUAAACUCCCAGAGACGGUGAAUGGAGGCUGGGGACAGUGGAGUACUUGGUCUUAUUGCUCCAGGACUUGUGGCACUGGAGUUCAGUCAGCUGAGAGGGAAUGUAACAACCCCAAACCGGAGUUUGGGGGAAAGUACUGCACAGGGGAAAGGAAGCGUUAUCGGACAUGUAACACAAAACCCUGCGAGAAGAAUAACCCAACCUUUAGAGACAUGCUGUGCAGUGAAUUUGACACUGUUCCCUACCACAAUGAGAUUUACAAGUGGAUUCCUGUGGUUAACCCAUUAAAUCCGUGUGAGCUGCACUGUCGACCAGUCAAUGCGUAUUUUUCGGAGAAGAUGCUUGAUGCUGUGACAGAUGGAACACCGUGCUUCAUACACAACAAUUCGAGAAACAUCUGCGUUAAUGGAGUGUGCAAGGAGGUUGGCUGUGACUAUGGCAUUGACUCAAAUGCAGUGGAGGAUCGCUGUGGCGUCUGUUUGGGCGAUGGCACAAGCUGCGAGACGGUCCAUAAGAUGUUUGAUGAAGGGGAAGGCUUUGGGUACGUGGACGUGGGUGUGAUACCUGAGGGGGCACGGGACAUCCUGAUAAAGGAAGUAGAGGAGGCAGGUAACUUCCUGGCUCUGAGGGGCGAGGGGAUGGAGGAUUACUUUCUCAACGGCAACUUCAUCAUCCAGUGGAACGGGGAGUAUGAGGCCGGCGGGACGACGUUCUUCUACGAACGCAGCGGGAACAUGGAGAACAUCACCGCUCCUGGACCCACCAAACAGCCAGUCGUACUCCAGUUGUUGUUUCAGGAGAAGAACCCAGGUAUAAAGUACGAGUACACCAUCAGGAAGACCAAAGAGACAGGAAAUGAGGUCAUCGAACCCAUUUACAGGUGGAGACAUGGGGCAUGGACCGACUGCAGCACCACCUGCGGACUAGGUCAGCAGCACCAGCCUGUGCUCUGUUUUGAGAUGGAUGUGGGAGUAGUGGACGAGUCUCUGUGUGACCCAGCAAGCCAUCCACAAGAGAGACACAGGAAGUGUAAGAAUAUGGAUUGUCCUGCCAGGUGGUGGGUAGGAGGCUGGCAGCACUGCACAGCCACCUGUGGAUCUGACGGGGUGCGGAAGCGAACAGUGCUCUGCGUCCGUACAGUCUCAGGAGAGGAAAGGGUGCUCCACCCAGUGGAGUGCAAACAUCUUCUUAAACCCAAACCUAUAGUGCCAUGCAACAGAGAUGUUCCCUGUGGACAGGAUUGGGCUGUCGGCCUCUGGGAAGAGUGUCCUGUGACAUGUGGAGGAGGUGUUCGCUCACGUAAAGUCACGUGUACAUUAGCACCCACAGAGACCUGCGACCCUGAAAACAAACCACGGACUCGAUCACUGUGUGCCCUGCAAAGCUGUCCAAACUCAAGUCUCCGCAGACGACCCGGGCCCCCCCCUAAAUACCGCCGCAUCUACCCACCUAAGAGCCCCACCACCAAGCAUCCUGUCUCAUCCACCUGGGCUCCCACGAGUACCACGGCCACAGCUGCACCCACAGCUGCGAUCACUUUGAGGACAGAAACAACUACCAAAGAAAGUACAACUGCUCUCAUCCCUACCUACACACCCAUUUUAUCCCCUAAAAUCGCAAUCCCUGAAAUCACUGACACAGAUGAUUAUGAAUUCAGUGUUGUCGUGAAUAAAAAUGAGGAUGGAAAAGAUAAGGGACGAAAAUUUUCCCCAAUGAAAUCCACUUAUCCUGAAGAGGAAAAGGUGGAAGAGAGGGAGAAUGGAGAGGAGGGAAGUACACCAAAUGUGAUUAUUUAUACUCCAGGAUAUGAUUAUGUUACAGAGGACCGGACAGCAGAAGAGGAGGAGAUUAUUGACCUGGAUGUUGUUACCACAGCUAUACCCCUCAAAAAGCCUCCUAAAUCAACCACACCAACACCGCAUACACUCAUCACACCCACUUUAAAAACAAGUCCACCUACCACGCGCAAAACCAAAGCAACCACCACAGCCUCUUACUCCACCCCACACACCAGUACUGAAACUUGGGCAAGGACCACUCGACACUAUCCCUUGCCUCCACACACCACCCCUCGUAUCAAUCCAUACAGACAUCGGACACACAGGGUUCCUCGCACUACUCCUGUGUCAAAGAGACAUUCUGUUACACCAAAAACGGUCUUCCACACAACACAAGCUCCUUCCACAACUGCAAGAAAAACACUCACCACUGUAGCAUCGCCCCAAUCCACAGUAAAGAUUAUUAAACUGAAGAAACCUGCUGUGACACCCAGGAAAAGCAGUCCUGCCCCUCGUGCCAAAAAGACAUCUUCCAGGCCUAAAAAGAGCCAGAACCAGCGAGCAGAAAGUCCCAUGAGUAGCUCCACCGGUGACCAAAGCAACCUGAUGGCCAGGGAGCCAGUCAGCAUGGAGAUAUUCUGGGUUAUAGGAAACUGGAGCGAGUGCUCAACAACAUGUGGGAUUGGCGCAAUAUGGAGAAAAGUAAUGUGCAGCACCCAGAAUGAUAACGACUGUGCCAAGCUGAAGAGACCUGAGCCUGCACGUACGUGUCAUCUUCAACCUUGCGCCACCUGGCAAAGUGGCAGCUGGAGCAAAUGUCCAGAUAACUGCUCAGUGGUGGGAAGGAAAUACCGCGAUGUCCAGUGUGUUGACUCUCAGAGUAACCGUCCUCUUAGGCCUUUCCACUGUCAAGCCACGUCCAGCAGACCCAUCAGCACCUUAUCUUGCCCCCACAAAACUUGUAUGACUUGGAGUGUGUCACCCUGGGGACCGUGUUCUGGUAGCUGUGGUGAGGGUGUCAGGGAACGGUUGGUGUACUGCCCAGAGCCUCAUCACUGUAGCACCCCUCUGAGGCCAAACAGCACAGAGCCAUGCGGUUUAAAGCCCUGCACUCUUUGGAAGACAAAGGAAUGGGAGGAGUGCUCUGUGAGUUGUGGAGGGGGUCAGCAGCAGCGUGACGUCAACUGUGUGAGUGAGGAGGAUUUGGCUGUGAUGCCAAACAGCCUCUGUGAGAAGAUUUCCAAACCAGAAACACUCAGGAAGUGCAGUAUGCAGGAAUGCAAGACCAACACAGUUUGCAGGAAGAACACCAUGUCUUCUCGCUUCUGUGACAAGCUGAAGCUGCUGGGUCGCUGCUCUCUCAGGUCGGUCAAAAGACAGUGUUGUGUCACCUGUGGGCGAUAGACAGGGUCACACCUCCUCCUGCAUUACAAUGAA